Molecule: messenger RNA, 435 nt
Organism: Pyricularia grisea
Lineage: Eukaryota; Fungi; Ascomycota; Sordariomycetes; Magnaporthales; Pyriculariaceae
Exons: 2
Coding region: 126-314 (62 amino acids)
Source: RefSeq, a predicted model, not a curated record
GGGGGAUCGAAGUCUAUGAUGCCAAUAAUUAUCCCGUACGACCGCCCUCGAUUCUUUUCUUUUUUUUUUCUCGGUUGGCGGUCUGAUGGUAUAGGAAUAACACGCGGCUAUACUGCGAACACGGCAUGACGACUCGUUCCCAGGGAAUCCGAAACGGGUGGAGCGGACCGCGGCCCCGGGAGGCGCCUCCGAGAAAACUCAUGCAAAAAGCUACUGUGGCGGAUACAACUCUGUCAUGCGAUGAACGGGAACUGGGUGAGGAAGCAAAAAAAAGAUCAAAAGAGCGGAUGACGACUUUGACAGAUGCACGAUGAAGGAAGAAAGCAGAGGAUCGGACCCACCGUCACAAGCCCCGCCCUUAAUGAGUCAUGCACAGGGGAUUUGUACCCUAACCCUUCCUUGUACUGGAAUGGAAUCCUAGGGAGCAAUCGUUUG